AGUCUCUCUCUUAUCACUUCUACACAUUAGAAGCAUCUUGCACUGAAGGGGAAGUAACUGUAUCAAUAACAGAAUGUUCAGCAAAACCUCAGUCACUGUUCUCUCACUCAUCGUUCUGUGUCUUGUAUUUACAGACGCUCUCCCUCGCCUAACGAAACAGAGACGGUGCAAAUGCAUUCGCUUAAUGGACUCAUUGCCAGAAAACACGAAAGUCACCAACAUUAAAGUUUUCUUUAAGCAACCUUUUUGUUCAAACAUUGAAAUCAUUGUCAAUUUGGAAAAAGGGGGAAGAGCUUGCUUGAACCCCAAUGCUGCAGCAGGGCAGGCAAUUGUUGCUUCUAUGAGAAGAAAAGGAAAACAUUGAACAACCUCUCUACCAAACAAUGGAUCGUGUUGCUGUCUGAACAGGACUAUGAUGCACACAUUUAAAAUUCACCUCUGUAUCAUUAGGAAGCAAAGCUUUUUUAUCUGCUUUAAAUUUUCUUAACACAUUUAAUAAACUGCAAUGUCUGCAGUAAAAAGGCAGAGUAAUCUCUGUCAACAUCAUUUCAUAUGUGGAGCUGUAAUGAAGAUUAACCCAGUUUCUAGUCCCAUUUUUAAAACUUUAUCAUUUGAGGUUCCAUAAUUGAACCGAUACUAUUAUAAAAUAAAUAAGCUAUUUUUGAUUAUAAGAGCUGAAAAAUAUUUGUUACUAUUGUCAUUUAUUGUCAAUUUCAUAUUUAAAUGUUUUUUUCAUUUUGAUAUUUUCUUCAUUUAUAUUUCAUUGUCCAUGGCAACCAGUGAUGUUUUUAUAUGAGAUCAAUUUAUCUGCUAUUUAUGUAUGCAAAUAAAUAAUGCAAAGUCCAGAA
Hypanus sabinus (Atlantic stingray) is the source of this 848-nucleotide messenger RNA. RefSeq names its product interleukin-8-like. Bases 74 to 364 code for a protein of 96 amino acids. The record is from RefSeq and is a predicted model, not a curated record. Gene Ontology annotation, biological process: neutrophil chemotaxis; antimicrobial humoral immune response mediated by antimicrobial peptide; chemokine-mediated signaling pathway. Lineage: Eukaryota; Metazoa; Chordata; Chondrichthyes; Myliobatiformes; Dasyatidae. The transcript is spliced from 4 exons. Gene Ontology annotation, molecular function: CXCR chemokine receptor binding; chemokine activity. Gene Ontology annotation, cellular component: extracellular region.